GGAGAGGCAGGCACAAGGAGAGAGAUUCAGGAGAUUCAAAUUGGAGCAUGAGGGGGAAAAAGGCAUGCACUUGGAGAGGGUGAAGCAGCUUGAGAAUGAGAACAGCAAGCUCGUGACCGAACGGGUGGCACUCAAAGAGAGAUUAGCAAAAUCAAAGGCCGAGGUUGCAAAUUUGGAAUGCAGGUUGGAGAUGGAAAGAGGUGCAGCGGAGGGAUUGAAAACUAUGAGGGCGGAGAAGAGGACGCUUGAAGAGGGAUUUGAGAAAGAGAGGCGAGCACAUGCACAAAGGGUAAAGGAGUUUGAGACUGAGCUUUGCAAUGUAAGGAGGGAGAGGCAGACAUUAGGAGAGAGAUUGGAGAGAUUUCAAACGGCAAAAGGACUGCACUCAGAAAGAGUCAAGCAGUUUGAGGACAAAACAGCAAAUCUGUUGGCCGAAAGGGACGUGCUCAGAGAGAGAUGGGAGAAAUCGAGCACAAGGGUUCAAGAACUGGAAAGCAGAUUUGAGCCGGAAGGAGGUGCAGGCGAGAGAUUGGAAAGGUCUGAUGGAGUGYGAAAAGGGGUUYCAAGACUGGACAGUCAUUUAUUCAGAGGGUUUUCCCUGGACGAACUGAAGACGGCCACACAUUACUUCCAUGAUGAUUGCAAACUUCAAGAGCAACAUAACGGAUGUAUUUACAUGGGAAACAUCACACCCGUUAUGAUAAAGAAACUCAAGUUUGGCAAUGCCAUGACACAGAAUCAGCAAUGUCAAUUGAUGAGGGAGCUUGUGGACCUGCUGAAGUCUCUGCAACACCCGCACCUGCAGACCUUKCUUGGAGUGUGCUACGUAGGAAAUUGUCUUGUGUACGAACACAUGGCCAACGGAAAUGUGAAGGACCUGAUCUCCUUGGCUGAAAGGUCACAAAUUGGCUUCCUCCCRUGGUACAUUCGACUGCGAAUAAUUGCCGAAGUAGCUCGAGCCUUGUCAUUUCUGCACUCCAACCAGUCACUGAGAGGUGGUCCCAUCGUGCACCGCACCAUCAAGCCGGAAAACAUUUUUCUGGAUAGUAACUUUGUUGCCAAAAUCACAGAGGUGGACAUGGCCUUGCUUGCCCCACUGGUUACUGAAGAUGGUGAAACACACCCAGUAACUGAUGCGAAGUACCUGGCCCCAGAGUUUUCUCAUACUGAGGUCUUCACUCAGCAGACGGACGUUUACGCAUUUGGAAUCACCAUCCUUGAGAUCCUCGCGGGGAAGUUCAGGAAUGCGUUGGGAAUCAUGGAGGACGCAGUGGAAGAUGUGGAAGCCUUCAGAAGGGCCCUGGACCCAAACGCAGGAAGUUGGGAUGUUGAUCUGGCCUUGGAAGCUGCACAGGUGGGGUUGAGGUGUGCAAGCUCGAGACGCAACAGGCCGAACAUGACAACAGGUGAAGGUGCCGUYCUCCCUGUGCUGGAAGGUAUUGCUCAUAAAGUGGAACUGGCUGACUCGAUUGAAGACAUAUGAGGGAUGACKGUAGAGCCACUACGCCRAAGUUUUGAGGAUGKCGUCGUCUCAGACGCUUAAUAUAAAGUGUGCCCAGUCUUUAUGGA
Chara braunii is the source of this 1569-nucleotide messenger RNA. NCBI's taxonomy places the organism in Eukaryota, Viridiplantae, Streptophyta, Charophyceae, Charales, Characeae. The record is from the annotation of a GenBank genome assembly.